UCUAGCGUGUUGUUUCAAAAUCGGGCAGACGCAAAAAAGCAGCUGGCAAAAUUACAAGAAAAAGAAAAUUGAUCCCGAGAAAAUUAGAAAAAUUACAUUGCAAUCGCGACGGGCGUGUGUGUGUGCGAGUGCGUGUGCGCGAGCGAGAGAAAAAAAGCGAGCGAAAAGAACGAGCACACAGAAAUUACACAAGUUGUAAAAGAAAAGUCCAAGGAAGGGGGCAGAAAAGAAACGUUGGCCGAGACCAAAUAUUGAUUUUUUCAUAGGCGACUCCUUCGUUUUUAUUGUUGUUGUGGUUUUUCUGCGGUGGCAAUUAACAAACGGUGUUUCUUACUGUCUGACAACUCGGGAAAGCGGAAAAGCGGACGACAAGCGGCGGCCCCACAGUAGUUUUCCACGAUAAUCCCGAUAUCGCUUAUUUGAGGCCAGGAAAAGAGGCAGAACAGAAAGAACGGAAAGCGUCAGUGGAAAUAUAUUCGUUAUUGUUUUGUUAACCAACCAAAAAAAAAACCGAAACGAAAAAUCAAAGUCAGCUAAGUACAAGUACUCUAAAUUCAAAUUCAAAUAAAGCUGGGCAAACAAAAAAGAUUUAAAUAAGCUAAAAACAAAAGCAUAUAAAGAGCAAACAUGCCACAGUCCGAGGGCGGCUAUGUAUCGCUGCCGGCCGUCAAUGGCAAUGGCAGUGCCAUCUAUCAGUCUACCACAGAGCCCACGGCCCCGCCUUCGGUCUUUGAGAGCAUGAAGCGGGCGCUUGGCCAGGCCAUCAAGUCCUCGCCAAAUGACAGCGAGGAGCUGCUCCGCACGGAGCGCCAGCCGGUCAUCGUUGGCGUUGGCGCCAGAAUCUCUUUCAGAGACCGCGACAAAUCCGGUAAGACACUGACCACCAAGAUGCCGUCAGCACCAACACACACUGCCGAGGAGGCACACCUGCUGGGCACUAUGCCCGUUGAUCCCAUGGAUGACAUCGAACUGCGCUCUGUGCAGCUGCAAUUCCCCAAUGCCCGCGGCUCCAUUCUGGAGGCCUGCGAACAGCGACGUGUGCCCACAGACAAGGGCGAUGUCCAUGUGGCCAUACAGGGCGAUACGGCCAAGCCGGCCAUUGUUACCUACCACGAUUUGGGCCUCAACUAUGCCACCAGCUUUGCUGGCUUCUUCAACUUUCCAGUGAUGCGAGGCUUGCUGGAGAACUUUUGUGUUUACCAUGUGACAGCUCCUGGGCAGGAAGAGGGUGCUCCCACUUUGCCAGAGGACUACGUAUAUCCUACCAUGGAUGAUCUGGCCGCCCAGCUGCUUUUCGUGCUCUCACACUUUGGCUUGAAGUCGGUGAUUGGCUUUGGUGUGGGCGCUGGCGCCAAUAUUCUGGCACGUUUCGCCCAUGCCCAUCCGGACAAGGUGGGCGCUCUGUGCCUGAUCAACUGCGUGUCCACGCAGUCGGGCUGGAUCGAGUGGGGUUAUCAGAGCUUCAAUGCCCGCUUCUUGCGCACCAAGGGCAUGACACAGGGCGUUAUCGAUUACCUAAUGUGGCAUCACUUUGGCCGCAAUCCGGAGGAGCGUAAUCAUGACUUGGUGCAGAUGUACAAGCAGCACUUUGAGCGAGGCGUUAAUCCGACCAACCUGGCCAUGCUUAUCAAUGCGUACAUUCAUCGCAAUGACCUCCAUUUGGCGCGCACUCCACCGGGCACUCCGGGCACCGAGACGGCGGCCACCACACUGAAGAUGCCGGUGAUUAAUAUCACGGGUUCGCUGUCACCGCAUGUGGAGGAUACAGUGACCUUCAAUGGCCGCCUGGAUCCCACAAACUCAUCGUGGAUGAAGAUUUCCGAUUGCGCUUUGGUGCUGGAGGAGCAGCCGGCCAAGCUGGCCGAAGCCUUCCGGCUCUUCUUGCAGGGCGAGGGCUACGCAACGCCGCUGUCAACGCCAGCGAGUUCGCCCUGCGGCACCAAAUACCACACGUACUCCUCGAUCUUCUUCGCCAACUUCCGGGAGCAGCAGCAACAGGCGAUGGAGGAGCGCGAACGGGAACGGGAGCGGGAUCGUCAGCGGCAGUUGAGCCUACGGGUGGGCAAUCGCCUAAGGGAGACGGCCAUUAAUUGCACCAACACGGGUGGCCAUCAGCAGGGGGACAAUAACAAUGCGGACGAGCAUAGCGGCGACGAGGAGGAGGAUAUGGAUCUGGAGAACGGAAAUGGAAAUGGACAUGCCGCCGGAAGCGGAAAUGGCAACCGUGCCUACGUGACCACGGACACAUCUGGCACGCUCUACUAUGGCGCCCAGAGCAACAAGAUACGCAUCACCGAGAAUCCACUGCCCGAGCCGGUCAGCUCUUAGAUUGUGUUCCGGAGAGCCCAGCCACAGACACACACCUUGUUAUUGUUGUUACCUUGCCACAAACACACACAACACACACACACGACAUACACUGAGAAUAAUAAAGCAGCCGCCGCCAAGUCAAGCCAAGCUUUCAGCCGUGCUCCAAGAGACACAAAAGACACAAUAAAAUAAUGAAAAGAAAUUAUAGAAAAAUAACUAAUUUACACACAUACACCGCUAGAAAAAUGAAUGCAAUAAUAACCCAGCAGACAAAAACUUUGUAAAAAAUAUUAAAAACGGAAGUUUUACGGAUCUCAAAACGUCCGAUUUUAGGCUCAAGAACGACAAGACAGUAAAUUACCUGUCCUGGGGUUUGUGGCAUCAAAAGCUAACAUUUUCGGAAUCCGAAUAAGAUUUCGAUUGCGGACCUUUUACGAUAUCAUUAUCGGUUAAAAUCCUCAGAAUUCGCGAUACUCGUCCGCUAUUCAUCCGUUUGCCCGUCCGUUUUUGAGCAUUUAGCGAAACUAAUGCGAAAAAUCAGAAUCUUUGUCCGUUUUUAAUAUUUUUAACGGACAUUUUCGGAUCCAUCCGCACUAAGUCCGCUGUUUGUCUGCUGGGAAUUAACCACCAAAAAGAGAGCAUCCGUUGAUUGAUUGUGUUUCCUCCUCUCCCUAUGGUUUUGCGAGACGCGGAGAGAUAUAUUUGUAAUUUACACUUUGUGCCUGAGCGUAACGUAACGAACAUACACAUAAUACUUAAUAUAUAUCAGCAGAGCAGCAUUUCAGUUAUUAAAAUACCUUCUCCCCUACUCUAUUUUUUUCAACACAUAUUUUAUGACGAGCUUGCUUAGUUGUUGUAAAACGAACAAUAUACAAUAUAUACUAUAUACUAUACUAUACAGAUGUGUAUACAAGCAACACGAUAACGAAACUCAAAGAUUACGAGCAUUUUCGCUUAAUGUUAAAACCUAAACCUAAACCCAAAACUGUUAACUUAAUCCCAAAGAAUAAUGAAAUUAAAAACAAAACAAAAAAAAAUGUAGCAUAUCAAAAUAACGAAUGAAAAUCUCUCAAAAUUACGUAUAUACUUAUACAAACCUAGAUAAAUCGUAGACAAUUGCGAAUUGCCAGCCCCGAAAUUCAGUUCACAAUGAAUGAGUGACAUUGUCACUGUCGCAGGAAAUAAAAAGUACACAGAAACACACACACAGGAUAUGAAUAUAGAAGACAUACAUAUAUAUAUACUAUCUAUAAAUAAUGACAACUUUUUGCAAUAACUUCGAAUUCAAUUCAAUAAAAGUUUUAGAAGCUUGAUGCGA
This is a messenger RNA of Drosophila kikkawai, 3628 nucleotides long. Lineage: Eukaryota; Metazoa; Arthropoda; Insecta; Diptera; Drosophilidae. The record is from RefSeq and is a predicted model, not a curated record.